CCGCCGAGCAGCCCAGCCCACGAAGCGGGCCGAGGGCGUAGCCGGCAGUGGCUUCCCCCCCAGGCGCAGCAGCGGCCAACGAGUGGGUGGGAGCCGGGGGCGAGGCCAAGCCCAGGCGCCCACCAGCCAUGGCAGCGGAGGGCCAGGCGAUCAGAGGUCCCAGAGAGAGUUAUGGAGCUAUUGAUCAGAUGCCUUAUGCCCCUCCUGAAGGAUCUUUUGGUGCUGUUGUUCCUGAUCACACGCCCAGUGGAGAAGAACCAUCUGCUCCUCCUGCUUAUGCCAUAGAUGAUGUCUCUGGCUAUGAAGGCACAGCUCUGGGAGAUGAUGGAGGAAAAGAUUUACCUCCUCCCUCCAAUCUGGUGACUGAUCGUGGAGGUGGGCAGCACCCGCCAGCCCAAACACAUUGGAACAUUCCUUCUAUUUCAGAAGAUGAAGCCAAAGAAGCUCUGAUGCAGUACGCAGCCAGGAAUUGCUGCUACAGCUCUGCUCCUGCCAAGGAAAUGGUGUUUCGGAAUCUGCAGCCAUUCAACACCUACAGAUAUCGGCUUGAGACCUUCACUGAAUCCAGGUCAUCUGAAUGGAAGACAUCACCUUACAAGGGUGAAUUGGUUGACUCCUUUUUGCUUGGGCCAGCUCCUUUGCCUUGGAAUAUUCAAGUGGAAGUUCCUACCAUGUUCACAGACAACAUAACCAAAGUCAAAGUGCCUCACACGUCUUCAUUACAGGGCUGCCAUAAUUGUCGAAGUUCAGGUACGAUUUGCUGCACAAAUUGUCAUGGCAGAAGAAAGGUUCAGUGCUGGAUUUGUCAUGGCUCUGGGAACCGACUGAAUGACAGGUGCACUCACUGCAAUGGAUCUGGCCAAAGCGGAUGCAACAGUUGUUCUGGUUCCGGCCACAAAACCUGCAUGAAGUGUGCAGGAAGAGGACAGUUGCUGUACUACAUUGAGCUGCAAGUCAAAUGGAAGAAUAACAUUUUUGAAUAUGUGGCAGACCAAAGAUCUGGGUUUCCUGCUAACCUCUUCAAGAAAGUCACUGGACAGAAGAUUUUUGUUGAUGAACAGUCUAUGGUUUAUCCUGUGGUGAAUUUUCCUGAACCUUCCAUAAGUCAGGCUUCCCAAAACGCUGUUGUGCAACAUCACACUCAGUUUGCAUCCGUUUCUCGAUUACUGAGACAGAGGCAAACUAUUGAGCUGAUUCCUCUUACUAAAGUGGAAUACGAGUGGCAAGGGAAACUGUAUUCCUAUUAUGUGUAUGGAGAUGAAAAUAGAGUGUAUACAGAGAAUUACCCCAAAAAGUGUUGCUGCUCCAUUAUGUGACUGACUGAUUGCUUCUCCGAAUGCCAAGAACAAUGACUCGAAGAAGGAAUGGAUUCAUGUCGUACUAUUUUUGUUUUGGUCAAUAGAUGUUCUUGGAUGUGCAUGUAUGGGGCAGGCUACAACUGGAAGAAAAUGGGGGAGUGAAAGGUUUAUUAAGUUGAUUAUUCAGCUUCUUGAUUGCAACUCUUAUGUCUGUCUGUAUGUAUGGAGCCUGUAUGUAUUCAGUUCCAGGACAGGAGCCUUUAGCCAUUGGGGAAUUUCUGUGGCUCUCCCUCUCUCAGCCUUGCCACUAAUAGAAUGCAAACUCAACUUUGGAUUACAGUCUCAUUUAAUUUUAGCACUAUGCACAGGCCUGGCCCAACAUACUUUUACUUACUGGGUCUCCUUGCAUUGAGAUCUACUUUGUUAUAAGUAAGGAAGUACAAGGAAAACAAGGCCUAGAUCUGUGUCUCCUAUUAUUAGUCAUAGUAAAAAUUAUGGCUACUCUGUUUACAUUAGGGAAAUCCAUUGACUUCCAUAAAGUUGUACCAAUGUAAGUGAAACCAAGAAUUAGACGGAAGAAAAUAGUGGAUCAGAUAGAGUUGUGGGUAGUACAUGGCUACACUGUAUCACUGACAACAAAUUUUUUCCCUUUAUUUGUGGAUUCUUUUCUUCUUAUCCCAACUGACAGUUUGAUGAUAAAGUGGUACCAGCACAAGUUGAAAACAUUUUUCCGUGAACCUUCAGAAUUUGCAACUGCUCAGAAAACAGCAUGUGGAUGGGAGUGACGCAUCUGACAUUUUUAGAAUGUCUAGCUCCACUGUAAUGCCUGGCCUGCUGGUUCAGCUAUCAAUAAUCCUGUCUGCAGGCAGCGUUUUAAUUCUUCAAAUUGAAUCUCCAAAUGAAGAUAAACAGAAAAGGAAAUAGGACAAAUUGUGGAUUUUUAUUUGGAUUAAGUGUACAGGGCCUGACCCAAAGUAUUUUGAAGUCAAUGUGACUCUUUCCACAGCUUCAGUGGAUCGGGUGGAUCAUGCACAUUAUUAAUCACUAUAUUAUUAAUUAAAAAAUCCAAUUUAAAUCCUUAAUCAGGAUCUCUUUAGCAGAUAAAAGGGGCCUUUCUCAAAAGUGCCUGAGAGAUUUAGGAGUAGAGCUGGUUGGAGACAUUUCAUCACAGCUACAUUGCAUCCAAAUAUACAGUCCUGUCAAAAUAAACAUGCUUUGCUAAAUCAGUUUAAUUGUACUGGAAUUGUAAUUUUGAAAGAAAAUGGGGGGAAAAUUACAUAUUUUGCUUUGAAACUGCUUUUUGUUUUGAAUUUUUGUGUAAUAAUAUAUUUUUUAAAGUCAAACUUAAAACAUUUUGAUUAACCAGAUAUGGAAAUUCUUCAGAUUCUUCCUUUUGCAGAGAAUUUAAAAAUAUUUGGCUUGUGUCCUAAUUUGAAAUUAAGUCAAAUGUUGAAAUUCUUUUUGAAAUGGAGCAUCAUGUCUUUCCUAGCUCUUCUUAACCUAAAUCCCCAAACAGACUUAAAUGCUUAGAACCUAACUCCCAUUGAAAGUCAGUGGUUCUCAGAGUCAUUAAUGUGUUUUCAAAAUGUGUCUCAGAAGCUUUUGUACUACAUUAUGUUCCCAGACUAUAUAUCAUGUCUUUUUUUGAACUGGAAAGACAUUUCAUCAAGUCAGAUUUACUUUUCCCAUAAAUGUUGCAUGGUACUGCAAUAUAUGGAAACUGAUUACUUAGAAGACCAAAGAGUAAUGCAAGUUGCCAGUUUUCAAGAGAUGCCUACAAGACAGGAAAAUGUUUAUUCAUUGUAAUAACACAUUUAUGAACAAAUGUUAGUAUAAGGCUUCUUUCCAAUAGUAACUUUUUUCAAUGUUCUGCUAGUUUUUUGUAUUGUACCAUUUAUUAGUUCAGGAGUGCCAUCUAGUGUGUGAUUGUGUGAAUGCAAACAGCAAGAUUUUUUUAAGGGUGUGUCUACACUGCACCUGUAGCUUGAAAUAAGCUACACAAUUUGAGCUAUGCAAAUUGUGUAGCUUAUUUUGAGUCAGUUUCAAAAUAAGGUGCUAUUCUAAAACAUCCCU
Molecule: messenger RNA, 3371 nt
Organism: Pelodiscus sinensis (Chinese soft-shelled turtle)
Lineage: Eukaryota; Metazoa; Chordata; Testudines; Trionychidae
Source: RefSeq, a predicted model, not a curated record